GUAAACAUGAUGAGGUUCGAACCAGGCGGGCAGAUCCACAAAUAGUAGCGGGAGGAGCCGAAAUAGUGGCUAAGCAAGGCAAAAAGAUUAUCGACAAGGGUCAGGAAAGAGUUGAUGAACAGCAAAAAAGGGCUGAAGACUUCCUGAAACAAAAGAUUUCCUUGGACAUCAGACCCGACGUUGGAUGGAAAAACGAUGACAUGUUUGCACCACCCGGAUUGCAUUAUGGGAUUGGUCUGUCGAGUGACGAUGAUAGAAGUAAAGCGGAGAGCAAAGCGUCAGAAAAGAUGGACCCGCCCCCAUACUCAUACGCCAACGGCUUUGUUGGACCCGCUCUCAUGAAUGGGUGCUUUGGUAGCGGUUAUCAACCCGGGGAUCCGUGUUACACCGCCAAAGAAACUACAAAACAAUGUCGGAACAUGAUUGACGGGGCUGCCUUUAUUGGUGUUGGGUUUGACGGCAAAGGAGAGUUCAGCCCUGAGUCCAGGAAAAUGAGCAUCAUACAGAGAAGCUGUGGAGGACAUUCCAAAUACGAUGGUGACCAGGUUCCAGACACGAUGAACGUCCACGGCAUCUACGACACGUCCGCCCACAUGUACACGUUCUCGUCACGAUCCGAGUAUCAGAGUUUCCUGCAGAAGGAAGCUGGAGUCUCGGGGUCUUUCUUAUUUUUCUAUGGUGGAGUCAAGAAAGCUUGGGGAACCUCUGAGAGCUCCAACACACAGCAGUAUCUGUCUGUCUAUGACAUCGAUGUUUCAAGAUAUGAGAUUUUCAAGGACGAAGUAAAGCCAUCAGACCUCAGCCAGUCCUUUCUCAAAGAAUUUUUGGACUUACCUGAAUCAUAUUCGAAUUCCAAUGAAGCCAGGGCUUUUCAGGACUUCAUUCUUCGCUGGGGGACCCACUAUGUCAAGUCUGCAAAGUUCGGUGGGCAGCUCGAGUUCAGGAAGACUCUCCAAGGCACCUCAAUAGCAUCAAAAGAGGAAGCGUCCGUUGUCAUGGAAGCGGAGUACAAAGGCCUGUUUACAAGCGGCGGUGCUAAGUACUCAUCUAAAGAAGGGACAACCGAAAAAUCAGAGAAUAAAUACUCCGCAUCUUCGAUUGUUGUUCAAGGAGGAAGUCACGAGAUUGCUGCUGUCAUUGCCGAUGAAGGCACUCCUCUGUUCAAGAACGAGCUAAAGGAAUGGUUAGCCAGCAUCCCCAAAUAUCCCAAAGCAUACAAGUUCCAUUUGGGGAGCAUCACAGAACUCGUCAAUUUCCGCGCGGGCGAGUUGUUCCCUGAGAUGUACUCAGGCAAAGGGUGCGACACAGCUGCUCUAAGUAUGGAGCUAGAUAAAAAAUGCAAAUUUAAAAGCCGCAAAGCGUUGGAAAUAAAGAUCAGAAAAACAAGAAAGAGCCUAGAACGAGCGAUAGAAAUCUACUUGAGUGAGAAUCCUAAUCUAUCGAACGAAAUCGUUAUCGGCCCCGGUCCCCCGUCCUGUGAACUUGGCCUUGGCGGACUUACUGAAGUAAAAACGCAUCCGAAAUGGGUUCAACUAAAAGAGACAACAAACAUCGCUGAGGUGGAGUUUGACAUGCGCGAGCCUCUUUACGGGAAACAUGCAACUAUAGCAAAGGACAUGAAAAGGCGGAUUAAAUUCAGGAAUAACAAAUGGUUCACGAGUGACGAGACCGGAAAAUUCGUUCUGUACAACGCUUAUCCUGAGAAGACUUCAGACAAUAAGAAGAUCAUUACGAUACUUGGUGUAGAAUUGGUUUACAACGAGGGAACAGGUUUACUCACGCUAAACGACGCCUACUUUAAAGGGAAAAAUAAACCAUACAACAUAAAACUGAAGGAUAUACCAGUUGCUUUAGUUACAUGGCCGAGAAGCGGUAAGCAAGAACGGCGCUCAGGUAAACGUGAAAUGGUAGAAAGUGACGAACUGAGACAGAUCCUAUGGCCUUGUAAUGUGGAAUGGCUUAACGAGAACAUGGUCAAGCGGUCACGGGAAGGCGAGUGUAUACAUUUCGCAGCGGCCAGUGCAGGACCAGUCUACGUCGUGUUCUCAUUGAACCCGAGCAACAAGGACACGUGGUACCACCUAAGAAUUGGCCAGGAAAAUGUUGCUAUCUUUAAGAAAGGCCUCCAUAAAGUUGGGACUACCGACAAGAGUGCCCUUGGACUUGGUGACCCGUUCCUGUUCCAGCCGUACUUCGUGUGUAUAAAGGAGGGCGAGGGGAGUACUGUUAUUGAGUACGGGAAAUCUCAUGGACGUGACCACAGAGGAGACGUGUAUUUAUCCCUUGUGGACACAGAGAAUCCCAUUGAUGCUUCGUACUAUGCGUUUGGAAACGGCGAAAAUUCUCUGCAAGUCAGUAAUGUCCACGUGGUUAAAGGGAGAGCCUCAAUCCAGACGAAAUGUAGAGGCGUUACUUUAAGUCCCGAAGAAAACAGCCCAUACUGUGUUAACAAGCCAUGCCACAGACUCUGUGAUCCUUUAAUGGGCUGUUCCAGCCAAGAUGACCCUUCACAAUGUGGGCGAUGUCGUCACGCAAAAAUUGGAAAUACUUGUGUUGAGAGGUGUACUGUAGAAGGACAAGAACCCAAGGGCGAAGAUAAACUAUGUAUAGGUUUAUUUGCAUGUGGAAUGAAAAACAAAGUCAUCCCUGACAGUGCGAUCACCGCGUCUACCAAGUGGGACUAUAGACACCGUCCCCAGCGAUCGAGGCUCGAUACAGUGUUAGACUCAAGGGGCUCUGGCUCGUGGGCCUCGGAAGUCAUGGACAAAAACCAAUGGCUCCAAAUCAAAUUUGGAGGAACCACAAAAAUUACAGGGAUAGUCACCCAAGGGCGGCAGGAUUAUGACCAGUGGGUGACCGAGUACAAAGUGGAGUACAGUGAGAAUGGAUCAGAUUUUACCUCCUACGAUGGCGGGAAAAUACUCACAGGGAAUACGGAUAGGAAUACAAAGGUGCAGCACAUUUUCAGGCCAACAAUUUCAGCCAUAAUUAUCCGCGUGAGACCUGUAACUUGGCAAGGACAUAUCUCUAUGAGGAUGGAGCUAUUAUGCAAUAAAUCAUCUUUAUAUAAGUAGUGUCACGGCGCUUUUUAUGGACCAGGCUAUCUUUAGAUGCGCGCGCACGAGCGGUUGUUUGUUUGGAUGUUUGUUGCGCGCGCAAAUUUCAUUUAGGAAGAAUUUAUUUUAUGUGUUCUCACCCGUCGGUUUGAAUCUGUUUACAAAAAAAAAAUACUGCAAAUUAGAAUUCAAAGUCGGUAGAGGUGGAUCUAUAAGCUCAAAUUUAAGAACAGAACAACGAAAGUCAAAGUAUCGGAGAGAGAACAUGGCUUUUUGUUUGAGACUGCGCGGGCAGAUGUGUUAAGCCAAAACGUCAACACAAAGGUCGCAUCUUAUUGGCUAAUCCGCGUGUCUAAAAAUAGCCUGAUUCACGAAAAUGCUGCAUUCGCCCCUUAUUCCACCCGAACAAGAAAAUUUAAGAAAUUGUACUCAGUUAGUGAGAUCCAGGUUAUUACAGUUGUGUGCAACUUAUUAUUACAAUUGUGGGUUUAGUACAUUUGUAGACAACUUCUUAUUACAGUUGUGGCAUGUUAAAUUUGGGCACCAAGAUGUAAGAGAACGAACUAAAAAGCGGAGCCAGCAUUGAACACGUUUUGUGUUGACUGAUCGAGGUAAUUUUGGGGGAUCUAGGAUCCCGCUUCACUGAGAUAUACUGUACAUCUGUUGCAUUUUGAUCACACUUUGACUAUUUCACUUUGUUGCACAGGUUUAUGAAAACCACUUUUAUUGAAACCACUCUAUUCAUCAAUGGUUUCCCAACAGCUUUAGGAUAUAAGCCUAUGGUGAAAAAAUGUAUUCAACACAUCGUAGAAAGUAUCUCAUUCUAACUACAUCCUUCUUGCUCAAAGUUGAUCUAGAGAAUAUUGAAUAAACCUUCAACCUCUCUCAAACAUGGCCUCCAAUAAUAUAGAAACAAUUUUAAUGCAGUUUUUGGUAAUGUUGUUUGGUUUCUUUUUAUAGAAUAAUCAUGCUUUAAGGUAAUCCAUAAAAUUAUAAUAAUAAUGACACAUGGAUGUUGUAAAUCUCCCAACUGUGAGAGACGGGAAGUAUUAAUGAUUAAUUAAAAAUUGUUCUAAAUGGA
Molecule: messenger RNA, 4137 nt
Organism: Nematostella vectensis (starlet sea anemone)
Lineage: Eukaryota; Metazoa; Cnidaria; Anthozoa; Actiniaria; Edwardsiidae
Exons: 13
Coding region: 201-3074 (957 amino acids)
Source: RefSeq, a predicted model, not a curated record